Saprolegnia diclina VS20 is the source of this 1203-nucleotide messenger RNA. RefSeq lists its product as hypothetical. The transcript has a single exon. The coding region runs from base 4 to 1122 and encodes 372 amino acids. The record is from RefSeq and is a predicted model, not a curated record. NCBI's taxonomy places the organism in Eukaryota, Oomycota, Saprolegniomycetes, Saprolegniales, Saprolegniaceae.
GUCAUGGUCACGUUCGCCGUCUCGUCCGUGAGGCGCAACUUCUGCAGGACGAUCCGAAAGAAAGAUCAUCCCAUCACGACGCUCAAGGAGUUUGCCAAAGAAGGCUGCAAGGACAUUGUCCAAGCCACCAACCUUGGUUCUGUUGUCGCUUCUGAAAGUGGCUUUGUGCGCGGUGUCAUUGAAGCCUACAACAACCACCACGACAUCGAGCUCCGGCCGGACGAUAUUUGGCUCGCGAUUUUGAUUCAGUUUGGUCUGUACGUCGAUGGCAACGCCGAAGAGCUUCGGUCGUCGCUCGUCAAACACGACGGCCAGAAGGAGCUCGUUGUUUAUGACGUUGGAACGCUGUACACGGCCGACUUUGGCGCGCUCUCCAAGCAAAUGGUCGACAAGAUGGACGAGCACCUCGUGGACCCGAGCCUCAAGCACUGGGUCCUUCCGUCCUUCUCGACAACGACCGACCACGACGUCAUUGUCGCCAGCGUCGUGCUCAUGGCCACGAUGAAGAAGUACUUUUCGUACAAGUUUUGCCUCUGCUGCGGCAUUCCGCACGUGACGCUCCUCGGCACCGUCGACGAUUGGCAAGACAUUCGUCGUCGCCUCGACAAGCUCUCAGCUUAUGGCAAGCGCAUGCAGCAGUGGACGACGAUGCUGGCGCCGAUCCUCGAUCAGUUUGUGGCGGCGGCACAAGGCCAGGCGGACGUAGCGUUCUGGGACCGCAUCUGCAGCCACGAAGGCGGCGGCUCGGGUCCAAGCUACCUCAACGGCUGGAUCAGCGUCUUUUGCGUCUUCAACGACAAAGGCGAGUGGCAAGGCGACAAGAUGACCGACACGGUGCUGCUGCGAAGGCCCGAGGCCAAUCCGGAUGAUUGGUUUGAUGUUGUUGAGACGGAAGUUACGUACGACUACCCGCUCGUCGACAUGGAAGACAUUCCGCCGGGGUACCUUACGGUCGACGUGACGAUCGACGACAACGGGACCGAGUACAAGGCGCUCAUGUUUGCGGGGCACAUGGCCUACAGCAUUGGUGACAACAAGGCGUCGAUCGUGCCGUCGCUGAGCUGGGCGAUCGCGCUCAAGAACGGCGAGCGGAAGCUGGAAGCACCAUCUCGCUUUGGUUGACACAAGAUCAAGUAAUGGGCGUUAUGGAGACGAGCGUUUAAUUUACCAAACGCACACCACUGAGUUUUACCUCAUCAAACA